Messenger RNA from Tarenaya hassleriana, 1179 nucleotides. RefSeq names its product dihydroflavonol 4-reductase. Lineage: Eukaryota; Viridiplantae; Streptophyta; Magnoliopsida; Brassicales; Cleomaceae. The transcript is spliced from 6 exons. The record is from RefSeq and is a predicted model, not a curated record. Gene Ontology annotation, molecular function: oxidoreductase activity, acting on the CH-OH group of donors, NAD or NADP as acceptor. The coding region runs from base 22 to 1071 and encodes 349 amino acids.
AGGGCUUCGAAGGGGGGGAAGAUGAAGAGAGAGGAAACGGCGACGUAUUGUGUGACGGGCGCGAGUGGGUAUAUUGGUUCGUGGCUGGUCGAGACUCUUCUCCAAAGAGGGUACACUGUCCAUGCCACUCUUAGAGAUUUUGAAAAAUCUCAGCAUUUUCUAUCGAAAUGGACCGAUAACGAACGGAUCAGAUUGUUCCGAGCUGACCUCCAAGAAGAUGGCAGCUUUGACGAGGCCGUGAAGGGCUGUGACGGCGUCUUCCACGUGGCAGCUUCCAUGGAGUUCGCUUUCGCACCCAAUCAAAAUAUCGAGAGUUAUGUCCAAAGCAAAAUCAUAGAUCCGGCAAUAAGGGGAGUACAGAAUGUGCUUGGCUCCUGUUUGGUGUCUAAAUCAGUGAAACGAGUUGUCUUCACAUCAUCCGUUAGUACUCUCACGGCCAAGGAUGAGAUUGAUGGACAGUGGAUAUCUACUGUGGAUGAAACUUGCAAGACCACCAUAGACCAUGUUAACAGAACCCGAGCGAGUGGAUGGGUGUAUGUACUCUCGAAGCUCAUAUCGGAGGAAGAAGCGUUCAAAUAUGCGAAGAAGAAAGGGAUGGAUCUUGUCUCAGUCAUUACAACUACUGUGUCUGGUCCAUUCCUCACUCCUUGUGUUCCCUCAAGCAUUCAAGUCAUGUUGUCCCCAAUUACAGGUGAUCCGAAGUUCUUCUCAAUAUUGUCUGCUGUGAAGAACAGGAUGGGUUCCAUUGCUUUGGUCCACAUUGAAGAUAUUUGCAAUGCACAUCUCUUCUUGAUGCAACACCAAAAAGCUCGAGGCCAAUACAUCUGUUGCGUUGGCUCCUGUGUUAUGUCCCAAUUGAUUCAUCAUCUCUCCAAGGGGUACCCUAAUUUCUCUAAAAUUCAAAUGGUGGAUGAGGAGGGAGAGAAGGAGGAACCAACGAUCCCUCUGAUAUCUUCAAAGAAGCUAAUAGAUUUGGGGUUUGAAUACAAAUUUGGCGUUGAAGAAAUCAUACACCAAACGGUACAUGCUUGUAUGAAACAUGGGUUUUUACCUCAAACAAAAAGCAUAUGACUAUUGCAAUAAAUCCAUCAAAUCUAUUUUAUUUCCGUAAUACAAUUAUGUAUCCUGAACAUAUAUUAUAAUAUUUUUUGAUAAUUUAGAGAAGACAUUAUUAUGAUA